Molecule: messenger RNA, 444 nt
Organism: Solanum stenotomum
Lineage: Eukaryota; Viridiplantae; Streptophyta; Magnoliopsida; Solanales; Solanaceae
Product: protein unc-13 homolog
Exons: 3
Coding region: 40-429 (129 amino acids)
Source: RefSeq, a predicted model, not a curated record
AAGACCAGUCUUUUAGCAUAUGAAGUUAAUUACCCCUUUAUGGUUUUCCAGCGGUGGGUACCGGUUUCACCUCAACAAAGGCAUGGAAAUUCAAUUGUUGAAGUCUACAGGAUUGUGGAAGAGACGGUCAAUCAGUUCUUUGCUCUGGAAGUUCCAAUGAGGCCAGGAGAACUGGGUAGCCUCUUUCGUGGCAUUGAUAAUGCAUUUCAAGUAUAUGCAAAGACCGUUUUAGAUAAGAUUGCUAAUAAGGAAGAUAUUGUUCCACAUGUGCCUAUUUUGAUGAGAUACUCAAGGGAAAGUGGAAUUAAGGCAUUUGUAAAGAAGGAGUUGAAGGAUACAAGGAUACCAGAUGUCUUGAAGUCUGUUGAAAUUGACGUAGAGGCAACAUCAAUGCUUUACUUGCAGUUGAAUAGCCUUCAUGUUAGUUAACUUCUACUUUCCCUC